Molecule: messenger RNA, 6922 nt
Organism: Apis laboriosa (Himalayan honeybee)
Lineage: Eukaryota; Metazoa; Arthropoda; Insecta; Hymenoptera; Apidae
Product: dipeptidyl aminopeptidase-like protein 6
Exons: 14
Coding region: 537-3101 (854 amino acids)
Biological process (GO): proteolysis
Molecular function (GO): serine-type peptidase activity; dipeptidyl-peptidase activity
Source: RefSeq, a predicted model, not a curated record
GACGGAACCGGCCGCUUCGGUUCGGGAUCGAUCCGGUGGACGCAACGCUGAAAAAUCCUCCUCCUCGUCGUCGAUACAAUAGAACACGAGACGGAAAUAUUGAUAGGCGCUCCCUGCCAAGAAUGUCACGGCUAAGCGGCUAGGAGAGAGAAUUUUUCCACGAUUCUUUUCCUCAAUGGAGCUGGACGGGAUCCCUGCCUCUAUGUAUAGCAGCGAUUCGCGCGCGCCAUUCGACUUCGACGGUGAUAAAUCGACCGCUUAUAUUUAGCGGAUGGAAUGGUUCCCUUGGCGAGGAAAACCGGCCUUCCUAAGAAAUCGUCGGUCUGACGAAUGUCAGAAACUGAUGCACCGACGUGAUACACCGUUUCAUUCGAGGACGAAGGGGUUGAAAUCGUGAGGAACUGUGGAUUGGUGGUGUAGGACCUCGGCCCCAGGAGUGGCCCGGGGGUUACCCUGGGGACCUCGGGGAAUCGUUGGCGCGAGGACGAGGCAGCUAAGAACGACGAAGGACACGGGAGGCGGAGGAGGAGGCCGCUAUGAACGCCAGCGUCAACAUCGAGAGGAACUCCUGGCGGCUGCCUCCCGACGAGACCGUCCAGGUCGCCGAUCCCCGUUCAAAAUCAGCCCAGGUAAAAGAGGAUCUAACGUACGCGGAGGGUGGCCACAACUGGCGAAGCAUAAUCUUCUCGCUUUUGGUCAUCGGAUUCGUUAUCGCCGGGAUCGUCACGGCCAUUUACCUCCUCGGGUACGUGGACGAGCUGUUGUACUGGAGCGGCAGACGGCUCACGUUAGACGAGUGCCUUCGUGAUGAUCUGACGCCGCACAGGUUAACACCGACCUGGAUAACCCACGACAAGUUUGUCUACCAGGCCGACGACGGUUCCCUCACACUCCUGGACACAAGCAACAAUUCCGUGUCCCUUCUUGUCUCUAAUCACACGCUCAGACAGCUGAACGUCCAAGGCUACCAGUGCAGCGCCGAUCUGCGUUACGUGUUGUUUAAGCACAAUGUCAAGCCGGUGUACAGGAAUACCUUCACCGCUUACUACACAGUCUACGACGUCACGAACGACCACCACACGCCUCUCCGUCUGCACACAUCGAGGGGGAUGCAGCAAACGCGGCUGCAACACGCCGCCUGGUUGGGCAACACGUCCGGCAUCCUGAUGAUAUCCGAGAACGACAUCUACGUGAGGAUAGCGCCCUCGGCGGCAGAGGACGCGAGGAUAACCGACACAGGUUUACCCGGGGUGAUUUACAACGGGGUGCCGGACUGGUUGUAUCAGGAGGAGGUGUUGCCGCGGCCGGAAGCAGCCUGGCCUAGCUCCGACGGCACGCAUCUCCUCUUCGCCUCGUUCAACGACACCAAGGUCACUGCCCUGGAAUUCCCUUGGUUCAGCACGCAACCGGGUCAGGAUGGGCCGAGCUCCAGCCCCCUGUUCACGCCUAGGAGAGGCUCCUUCCCGCCCUCGAGGUCCGUCAGAUACCCCACUCCCGGCUCGCCAAAUCCCGAGGUCGAAUUGUGGAUCAUGGAGCUCGGCAACUUGACCAACUCGAUCAACGGAACAGCGAACUCGACCAUCCUCUCCAGGAUAAGGUUGAAACCGCCAACCGCUUUGGACGGACAGGAAUAUUAUCUGAUAUCCGCGGGUUGGGUGGGCGACGACUCGACCCAGGUUGCCGUCGUCUGGAUGACCAGGUCGCAGAAUCUCUCGUUGGUGACCGCUUGUCGAGCACCAAUGUGGGAGUGCGAGGAGACUCAUUCGGAGAGGGCGCCUGAAGGGCAGUGGUUAGACGCGCAGCCUCAUCCUCUGUUCGCCCCGGACGGGGACAGCUUUCUACUGCUGGCCGCCGUUCAAGAGGGCGACAAGGAACACUUCACCCACAUCAAGCACGUGACGUUGACUCAACAGAGGAUAGCAGUGUUGUCUCACGGCCGUUACGAGGUGAGUGAAAUCUUAGCGUGGGACACCAAGGCCCAUUUGGUGUACUAUUUGGGCACGAGGGAAAGGAGGCCCGGUCAGAGACAUCUUUACAUAGUUCGCGAUCCCACCGCUGACGAUCCUCGACAUCUCGAACCGUUGUGCGUCACGUGCGACCUUGGCGAAGUGCUGUGGAGCAGUAGAUUUUAUUACACCAAUUGCACCCACUUUGGCGCGUCCGUAAGCCCCCCGAUGGAGAACGAAUCAUCCGGCUACUACGUCCUCUACUGCGAAGGUCCGGGUCUCCCUCUGGCCGCUGUACACCUGAUCACCACCCACAAGAUGAUCCGCGUGUUGUACGACACGAGGAUCCAAAGAGGGGACAAGCUUUCGCAACUGGCGCUGCCAACUCGAAGAAGCUUCGAGGUGUCUCUACCCCAAGGAUGGAAGGCUCAGGUGCAACUGUUAUUGCCACCUUCGUGGCGAGAGGAGCUGAGAGACGCCGCGUUCCCCGUCCUGGUGGAAGUGAACGGUCGGCCAGGUAGCGAGGCGGUGACCGACCGGUUCAAGAUCGAUUGGGGGACGUACAUGUCGAGCCACAACGACGUGGUCUACGUAAGGCUGGACGUGCGCGGAGCAAGAGGCCAAGGGAAGCGCGAUCUGUUCAGAAGAAUCGGCGGUGUCGAAGUUCAGGAUCAGUUGACCGUGUUGAAGCAUCUUCUCAAGACUCUCAAGUACCUGGACGUGACCAGGGUGGGUGUGUGGGGUUGGGGAUACGGCGGCUACGUGACCGCCAUGGUGUUGGGUAGCCAGGAGAACGUGUUCAAGUGUGGCGUCGCUGUGAAUCCUAUCGCCGAUUGGCUCUACUACAAUUCCGCGUUCACGGAGCGAGUCCUUGGCGCUCCCGCAGAGAACUACAAAGGUUACGUGGAGGCUGACCUGACCCAACGCGCCAGGUUGGUGCCCAGUCACAGUCUCUACCUUCUUCACGGUCUAGCCGACCUCACAGCGCCUUAUACGCACGGUGUCGCCUUCGCUAAGGCUCUGACCGAAGCGGGUAUCAUCUUCAGGUACCAGAGUUACGCGGACGAAGACCACGCCUUGGCAGGCGUGUUGGAACACGCUUAUCGUUCCAUAGAGGACUUCCUCGCAGAGUGCCUCGCCCUGGACGCGUCCUAGUGCCUCAAGCCGAACGCUCCCUCGUUGUCUCUAGCUCGCCUACUUCUGAUACAUCCCAGAUGGAUGUGGAUGCUCGUCAAGAAGGCUCUCGUCGUUCAGGAUUAGACUGUAGCUCGAAUAUAUAGAAGAAGAAGAAGAAGAAGAAGAAGAGGAAAGUAAUAAUAAUAACCCGGUCCUGGAAUGUAUAGCGGUGAAUCGUAUAGCGUGAACGAACCGAUUAAAAAGGGAGGGGGGGGGGGAAAAAAAUGCUAGUCCCUGAGUCAGAGCCAGGGGAUGAGGCGUGAACUUAGCGUUUGUAUAAUAAGUAAACGUAAACCGUUUAAUAAGUAACCGUUGUAUAUCAGCCACCUGCAUCAGCCUGCGGAUUCCUCUUUGCUACCGACAAACUUUCACUUUUGCUCUCUCUUUCUCUCUCUCUCUGAAAGCGGACAUACAAACAUAAUUUCUAGUCUACGAUCUCCCCUAUUAUAUCCCGAUGGCCAUCCAUCCAGAUGGCGCCACUAGCUAGCUAUUAAUGGCGCGAUUCGAUCGCGGCCGGACACCAUCUUUGCCUCCCCAUCCUCGCCUCGACCUCGAUCGAGGUCUCGCGAAGAAUCGGUGAAUAAUCGGUGUCGUCGUGCCUCUCGCAAGCUUGCAAGCUCUAACUCAUUUUUUAUACACAGCGAAACCUUCGAGACACGGCGAAGGUGUCGACAUCUCAGCGAAUCCGGGCGUAUCGAGCUUAGCGCGAGCUUGCAAGUUCGCGUCUCGCGUUUUUUAUAUCGGCACGUACACGCAUGCACACACACGCGCGCAUAAAUACACACGUGCAUUCAGCCAUUCUGCUCGAGACAUUGGUGCCGUUUGUAUAUCGCUCCGCUUUCCGAGGAUGUCGAGUAGCUUGUGUCGAUAAGCUUGCAAGCCCAUCCAUCAAUCGCCUUCUUCAUCGAGGACCGCCUCUGCGAACGAGUCGCCUUUAGAUCGAAUACGGACACAUCGUGCAGAGCUUGCAAGCUCGCGCUUCGCGACGUUUCUCCCUCUUCGAUUACGCCGCGCAUCGGUCUCUACCAUGAUCCCCCCUUGUCGUGGAAACUCCGGCUAUCUCCUGUACCGACGUGACACGCAUAUACACACACAUACACACACACAUACACACAUUAUUUCCUUGGUAGAAACGAACGCCUAGUCUUAAGUUUUGUGUUGUGUACAGCUUCGCGCCUAGUAUCAUGUAAUGAUGUUACACGUGAAGGGGAGAUAAAAAAGAAAAAAGAAAAAAAUAGGAGAAGGAAAAAAGGGGAGGAAAAUGAUAUUUCCCUGGCCCUUCCAUCGUUAUCCAUAUAUAUAUUUAUAUAUAUAUAUAUAUAUAUACGUACAUAAAUACACGCACACACCAACACACGAAUUCUUUCUACCGUUUGAUUCUUCGAUAUUUGUAUAUAUCCGUGUCUCUUUGAAACGAAUUCCCUUGGUGCAGGAAAACGUUCCCCCCCUCGACGAGGUUCGAGCGUGUUUCCCGUUUGUCGUUGAUCGUUUGUUGUAUUAUAUAUCGCUAAGUUGUACUAUAACACAAUACAGUUUUCAGAUUAAAUAACUAUUAAUUAAGUAAGUUAAGCGCGACGCGAAGCUUUAGGAUAACCUCGUUCAGGUUUCACCUCGUAUACUUUAGCUCGUUCGAAAGGAAAGGGACCUCGUCGUCGAGGGCAACGUGUAUUCCUUUAUCGUAUUCCUUUCUCUCGAUCACAAAAAACAUCGAUCCUGGGGAGCGGCCUGAAGAGGAUCUUAGGAAUCCAGAAUUCGAAGUAGAUCCUAGAAGUAUAGAUCGUAUGGAAAAUUUUAGAAGAUCGAAGAAUCUAAAAAAAAGGAAAUGGAAGAAUGUUAUAACGCGUGGAGGAUCGGUCGGUCGAUAAACUUCGAGUCGUCGAUUGAUGAUCGAUGAUCGAUGAUCUGGAAUUCGAGGAAAACUCCUUCAGGCCACUCUAGAUCGACGUGGUGGAAGAUCGAUGUUCGUUCAGACGCGGUUGAUGUUGGAGGAUAAUCGUUCGGGAUCGAUCGAUCUUGCGGGACUCCCGUUUCCACGAUAUAUUCUUCGACCCUUCUCGUCGCACGAAAUCGAUCCAUAGUUAACAUAAUUGUAUCUCUAUGUGUCUUUUCAAAUUUGUACCGUGAAUCGAUUCGAACUUGUUCCGAAUUAUUCCUAUCAUAACUCUGGAUCGAAUUCGGGUUAUCGAGAAGGUGUGACAAGUUUUUCGAUGUUGCUCGUAAGUUCGAUCGAAACAGGACAAUUUUCGCGGUUGAUAAAGAGAGAACUUAUAAGAGGAAAAAAAAAAAAUAAUAAUAAUAAUAAUCGAACAAACUAUAUCGCGCUCGAACGAAGAGAGUCGCACGUCGCCAUAAACGCUGCCUGCCAAGCAGCCCUUAAAUGCCGACAAUCAAGGCUAGUGCAACUAAUCAAACGAUAAUAAAUAGAGAAAAAAAAAAAACGGAGAGGAUGAAGAAAUUUACCUAAUAAUAAUUAAUGAAUUCUUAGAGAUGAGUGAUCGAUGAUGAUUCGUCCACGUGAUUGAUUGGCGUGGCUGAGGACCUCGGCGAUGGGUCGAAGGGAUUGAAUUAGAAGAGAUACCCUUCGAUCGUGUACGGAUAGUAGACGUGGCAAAUCGAUUAGAUCGAAAUUACGUGCUUGAUGUCGAUCGUAGAGAGUACAAAAAAAAGUGAAACCGCGCCCGAUCAAGGAAUCUUUCCUCGAGAAAGAGUAAAUUCGAAUCGAGGCGUUUUCCUCGAGAAAUGAAUUAAAUUGGAAAUUAAUGGAAAUUAUAGAAGAAAAAUUUGAUAUAAGCAGCCUUUUGUCGAUUCAAUUUGUUUUGUUUUAUAUCGAUAUAUAUAUUAAAACGUGAAAGACUUAGAAUCGUAAAUAAUUGUUCUUGUAAAAAUUAAAAUAAUGUUUCUUACUUUCUCAAGUUUUUCCACUGUGAUUUUCAUGAUAAAUGGCAUUGAAUAAGAAUAAAAAGGAAAUUGAAAUUCUUCUCGAGGGGUUCCUUGGUCGCGCGACAAGGACAGACACGCAUUAGUGUUAAACCACAUUGUAAAAGUUCAUUUUUUCGUGAGUAAUCUUCCUUGAAGGGAACGUGAAGGAAGAUUGGAUGAACGGAAGAAAGAGAGUAGAAGAAUGAGUGAGAGUGAGUGAGAGUGUGCAAAUCGCAAUCAAUUAUUAACUUAUAAUAAACGGCAAAAAGUGCGGCGAAAAACAUUAAACGUAGGCGUAAGUAUCGGUCUCACGAACACGGCAGGCACGCAAUAAAAAUAAAGAGAAAUAAUAAUACAAUUGCAAACGGAACAACUGCAAAACGGACGGUGUAAUAAUAUGGAUAAGUGUAAGAAGGAAUUGUAGGCAUGCGAUUGGAACUAAAGUGGAAUUAAAGUCGUAAGGAAACUAAAAAAAAAAAAUAAAUAAAAAUGAAAACCUUGGUAGCAGCGCAUAAGGGUAUCUAUAAGCUUUUGGUAACGUAUUAUCGCCGCUAGGCUAAAGAGAAUUAAAUUAAAAAUAAAAAAAAGAAAAAAUAUAUAUAUAUAUUAUACAAUAAAGAGGAAAAAAAAAAUAAAUAAAUGCGACACACAGAGAAAGAGAAGACACACACGCAGGACAUCGUAAAUUAUUGCAAUUGACGCGGAAGACUCGAGUUUAAUGUAUCGGGCCCGUGCGAAAAUUUCGGACGAAUUUCAGCGAAUUAUUUAUAUCGAUUAAUGAUUCGCAUGUCCGACCACGCGAAAUCGCCCGUCGACGUUCAACGAUUUCGAGAUGACGAUGGAAAAAAAUAGAAAAAAAUAAAAAUAAAAUAAAAUAAGAA